This is a messenger RNA of Dunckerocampus dactyliophorus (ringed pipefish), 1901 nucleotides long. RefSeq names its product ectonucleoside triphosphate diphosphohydrolase 6 (gene entpd6). Gene Ontology annotation, biological process: nucleoside diphosphate catabolic process. Gene Ontology annotation, cellular component: membrane; Golgi apparatus. NCBI's taxonomy places the organism in Eukaryota, Metazoa, Chordata, Actinopteri, Syngnathiformes, Syngnathidae. Gene Ontology annotation, molecular function: GDP phosphatase activity; UDP phosphatase activity. The record is from RefSeq and is a predicted model, not a curated record. The transcript is spliced from 14 exons. Bases 165 to 1451 code for a protein of 428 amino acids.
GGGCGUGUCGCAGAACGAGUCGGAGCGCUUUGAGUCCAAAUCGCUGGGACUGGAAUUGGGACAUUUUUUGGACAUUUCCAGUGACUUCUUGUGCAUUCCUGUGAGACAAACAAACAUCAUUGGUUUUCACAGUGGCUCCAACGUAACAAGAUGGAUGAAAGGCGAUGAAGAGAGCAAAGCUGUUUGGAGUCGUCUUCACGGCCGCCUUUGUGGUGGCCUACGUCUUGUUGAUCAGACGACACUACGCCACCGUCACACCUCAAAUUCACCAGCUGCCGCCUCACCUGCCCGCUCGUUCGGAACACUUUCAGUACGGCAUCAUGUUCGACGCCGGCAGCACUGGCACCAGAAUCCACAUUUUCAAGUUCAAGAUGGACACUGAAGAAGCUCCCGCUGUGGCCCGUGAGACGUUCCGAGCCAUCCAGCCUGGACUGUCUGCCUACGCUGAUCAUCCUGAUGAGUGUGCCACCGGCAUUGUGGAGCUACUGGAGGUGGCAAAGGCCAGCGUCCCGUCCUCAGCAUGGAACGCCACCCCGGUGGUUCUGAAGGCCACUGCCGGCCUCCGCCUGCUUCCUGUCCAGAAGGCCAAAAAUCUUCUGGAGCAGGUGAGUGCGCUGUUUGACACGUCACCCUUCCUGUCCCGGCACAACAGCGUGUCCAUCAUGGACGGCACUGAUGAAGGAAUUUCAGCAUGGAUCUCCAUCAACUUCCUCAUUGGUUCCCUCCAUCGCGCCAACUCGGCCACAGCGGGGAUGUUGGAUUUGGGCGGGGGCUCGACCCAGAUCACCUUCAGUCCCGAGGACGAGAGAACCAUUCAGACCUCCCCCAUGGACUACAUCAGGUCCCUUACCGUGUUCAGCAUCAGUCGCACCAUCUACGUACACAGUUACCUGGGGUUGGGCCUGAUGUCUGCUCGACUCGCCAUUUUAGGAGGCAUCGAUGCUCCUCCCUUAGGGGGCAGCACUGAGCUGGUGAGCCCUUGCUUGGCUGCAGAGUACUCGGGCAGGUGGGAGUACUCCGAAACGGUGUUCACUGUGCGUGGACAGAAGACAGGAGACGGCCCUUACGAGGCGUGUCUGACCAGAGUGGAGAAGGUUCUGGCCGGGAAGGUGAGCAUGACAGAGACAGGAGACAUGGACUUCUAUGCCUCCUCCUACUACUACAACCGUGCGGUCGACUUGGGCCUCAUCGACGAAGUCGAGGGAGGAAGCGUCCGAGUGUCUGACUACAUAGGAGCGGCUAAAAGAGUGUGCAGUGAGAUGUCUCGCAGUUCUCCACGCGAUCCUUUUCUCUGUCUGGACCUGCUCUACAUCUCAGUCCUGCUGCAGGAGCUUGGCUUCCCCCCACACAAACAUCUCAAGUUAGCCAGGACCAUCAACCAGGUGGAAACCAGUUGGGCUCUUGGAGCAAUUUUCCAGUACAUGGAGAUCUUGCAGGCCACAAAGAAUUAAAACCUGGAGCCAGAACCCCAAAAAAUCCACCAUAUUAUUUGCCCCCAACGGUGGUCCUGAUGGUGUUAGUGCCUUCGGAUCAAAGAAUGAGACGGUAAUGACAAGCAGAUUGUUACUUCAACUUCAGUCCGGCCCAGUCCUUCUGGACCUCCUUGUCUCCAGCUAACGACAGCAAGUCAGAUUGUUUCCGUCAUUGAUUGGUCAUGUCUGGCAGCUUUCUUGCUGUCCACUCACAACAUGGUGCUGCCUGUGCUUGACAGUGUGACCUGUCAAUUGCUUUUUAUAAUGUAUGGUGUGAUAAUAAACUUUUUUAUUGCUGCUAAAAGAUUGACUUAAAAUGAAUGACUUUCCCUGAGCUGCAGCUGUGAUGUUGAACAGGAUAAGCCUUUAAUAUGAUUUAUAUGGUCCUGAAAGUCUUUCUCCUAACUGUAACUUAAUUUGUGCUAAUAA